Messenger RNA from Carassius auratus (goldfish), 6529 nucleotides. Its product is annotated as A disintegrin and metalloproteinase with thrombospondin motifs 5. Gene Ontology annotation, biological process: proteolysis; extracellular matrix organization. Lineage: Eukaryota; Metazoa; Chordata; Actinopteri; Cypriniformes; Cyprinidae. The coding region runs from base 284 to 2977 and encodes 897 amino acids. The record is from RefSeq and is a predicted model, not a curated record. The transcript has 8 exons. Gene Ontology annotation, molecular function: metalloendopeptidase activity; zinc ion binding.
AGGUCUGGAGUGGAGAGCGAGCGCAAAGGGGCAGGACUCUCUCUCUCUUUCUCUCUCUCUGGUGCUUUUAAGAGGAAACUUUGUGAUUUGUUCUUCAAGUUCACUUUAGUUCUCGUUCCUCUCUCAUCCAGCCUUCAUGUGUUUAUUUCCAUGACUCGUGAGAUGCGCACCGGGACUCGUGGAUCAGUACGGCUCGAAUUCCCCACGCAAGUAAUUUUAAAGCUUUAUCUCGGAUCGUAAUGUUUCCAGAAGUUUUCUGCACCGUACUGAACUACAUGGAAUAAUGUGGCAGAUUGUUUUUCUGUGUUGCGCUCUGGACGGUUCCUUUGCGUUCAGCGCGUUCCGUCCACCUGCAAACGCGUCUCUGCUCGCACCUGCCCGGGGCAUCGUGCGCAUUGUGGAUCGGAUUUAUCACGGGGGAGGAAAAGCCGGUUACCUUCUGUACAUGGAUGAGCAGCGCUUUCAGCUGGAUAUGGAGCGGGACGAGUCUAUACUGUCUCAUCACUUUGGUUUGAACGUGGACGCGCUGCCUCCGCGUCGGGAAUGCGUUUACCGCGGCACCGUCAAUUCAAACACAGAGUCACUUGCGGUAUUCAAUCUGUGUGGCGGCGGACUUAAUGGAUUUUUCGCGAUCGACCACGCGCGAUACACCAUCACGCCGCUUAUUCGGGCGAAAGGGCACGAAAAUGACCUGCACAUAGUCGAGGACACCGACGCGACGCGCGCUCUCCACUAUUACACCCGCGAGAGUUUCAGUUUCGAAGCGAUGCCCGCGCGGCACAGCUGCGGCACGCGUAACUUCAAAACGCGCAGUCAUAAAAAGCGGAAACGUGAGGAUGCGCGCGGACGCAGUUUGUGGACGAAGUUUGUGAAGCCCGAUGCGCUGACUCGAUUCAAGCGCUCUGUGUCUCGCGCGCGGCACGUGGAGCUGCUGCUGGUCGCGGAUGCUUCCAUGACGAAGAAAUAUGGGAAGGACCUGCAGCAUUACCUGUUGACACUGGCGUCCAUCGCGUCCAAACUCUACGGGCACGCCAGCAUAGAGAAUCCCAUCCGUUUGUCUGUGGUUAAAGUCGUGAUUCUGUCUGAGAACGAAAAGGGGAUCGAAGUGUCCAAAAACGCCGCCGCGACGCUCAAGAGCUUUUGUAAGUGGCAGAACCAGCAGAACCCACUGGAUGACGAUCAUCAGCAUCACCAUGACGCGGCGAUCCUCUUCACCAGGCAGGAUCUGUGCGGUCAUCACUCAUGUGACACUCUGGGCAUGGCUGACGUGGGAACCGUGUGUACACCAGAGAGGAGCUGUGCCAUCAUUGAGGAUGACGGGCUGCACGCAGCUUUUACAGUGGCACAUGAGAUUGGGCAUCUGCUGGGUCUGUCACAUGACGACUCCAAGUUUUGCGAGGAGCAAUUCGGCUCCACUGAAGACAAACGGCUAAUGUCGUCCAUCCUGACCUCCAUCGACGCAUCCAAACCCUGGAGCCGCUGCACGUCCGCCACCAUCACAGACUUCUUCGAUGAUGGCAAUGCUGAGUGUCUGUUGGACACUCCUCGUCUGCCUCUCCUGGGUCCAGAGGAGUUGCCUGGUCAAAGUUAUGAUGCGGUUCAGCAAUGCCAUUUGGCCUUCGGGCCGGAGUACACUGUUUGUCCCGGGAUGGAUGUGUGCGCUCGUCUGUGGUGUGCCAUCAUCAGGAAGGGACAGAUGGUGUGUCUGACCAAGAAACUGCCAGCUGUGGAAGGAACACCGUGUGGGAAGGGACGGAUCUGUCUUCAGGGGAAAUGUAUGGACAAAACCCGAAAGAGACACUACUCGACAUCGAAUCAUGGCAGCUGGAGCUCCUGGGGUCCAUGGGGUUCCUGUUCUCGCACGUGUGGCGGUGGGGUCCAGUUUGCACAUCGUCUCUGUAAUAACCCUCCACCCCGAAACAACGGCCGCUUCUGCACCGGGAAGAGAGCCGUCUACCGGUCUUGCAAUGUCACGCCGUGCCCUUCAGCCAGUAAGAGUUUCCGUCAAGAACAGUGUGAGGUGCGUAACGGCCCUCAGACGGAUCCCAAAGGAGUGAAGACCUUUGUGGAAUGGGUUCCAAAAUUUGCCGGUGUGCUUCCCAAAGACAUGUGCAAACUUACCUGCAGAGCCAAAGGGACAGGAUACUAUGUAGUGUUCUCACAACGGGUGGUUGAUGGGACGGAAUGCCGUCCAUACAGCAGUUCGGUGUGUGUGAAGGGGAAGUGUGUUCGCACCGGCUGCGACAGUAUCAUCGGCUCUAAACUCCAGUAUGACAAGUGUGGCAUCUGCGGUGGCGAUGGCAACAGCUGUAUCAAAGUGGCUGGAAACUUCACCAAGAAGAGUAAGGGCUACACAGAUGUGGUGAAGGUUCCUGAGGGUUCAACACACCUGAAGGUUCGACAAUACAAAGCCAAAGGCCAGUCACGCUACACAGCGUAUCUGGCGCUGCGGCGGCCUGGAGGUGAAUACCUGCUGAACGGGAAGUUCCUGAUCUCCACAUCUGAGACCAUCAUCCCCCUCAACGGCUCUGUUCUCAACUACACUGGCUGGAGUCAGCGGGACGAGGCCCUUCACAGCAUGGGCCCCGGGGCCCUUCAGGAGAGCCUGGUGGUGCAGAUUCUGGCCACGGAUUCUAAGAAACCAUUAGAAAUCCACUACAGCUUCUUCAUGCCACGCAAAAUGCCACUUCCACCGAGAACAGUAGUUGCAACUUCAGAAACCGCCGCGGAAUUAUCAGCAGCAGAGAUCAUGACGUUUACUCCUGAGGUUCCUGCGACGAUGGAGUCUCCGACACCGACAACACCUGUGGGGCCACGCUGGGUAAUGGGAUCAUGGAUGACGUGCUCCAGAACUUGCGAUACGGGUUGGCAGAGUCGCACAGUUCAGUGCAAGGACCCUCAAGAGAAGCUGUCCAAGAGCUGCCCGAUCAGUACACGGCCGUCAGCCUUCAAACAGUGCCUGAUUAAAAAGUGUUGAGGACCCCUCAAUCAGACAAACUUCCUGACUGAGCUUUAUGGAGCACUUAGACUGAACCAUUGCAGUUGCGUUUGUAUGGAUGCUGUUCCAAUCACUGUGGAACUCUGCUAGUGUUUGCAAACAUGUUGCAUUGUGACUCAGACAAGGAGCUUUGACUCCAGCCUCGAUCUCGGUGAUGUUCAGCCACAUCCCUGAUCCAAACGAUACGCCUCUUGACUUCACAGUGGCAGAGAUUUAAACCAUUGCUGCAGUGUUUGAUGUUAAGGUGCGUUCACAUCUUCUAUCAUUGAUAAAAUGGAACGUUCUCCUAAUGUUCAUGUAACCCUAGAAAAGUGUUUUUAAAACAUAAAAAAACUGAUGUUCAAAAAACAUUCAGAAAUAACAUUUGUUUAACUUUUUGGGCAUGUUACCAAAACGUUCUGUAUCAAUAUCAUGUCCAAAAAAAAAAAAAGUGUUGAGGAUCCCUCAAUCAGACCAACUUCCUGAAAGAUCUUUGUGGAGCACAUAGACUAAACCAUGCAUUUAAAUAAAUGCUGUUCCGAACACGGUGGAAUUCUGCUAGUGCUCACAAUUGUGUGACAGAGAGCUAGCUAUGGCUCUAGAUUUAGAAUGUGGCCACAAUCACCCAGGCCCCUUUAAAAAAACACCCCCUUAAUCCAAAUGACAUGCCCUUUGAGUUCACACUGGCAGUGAUGUUAAGAUGCAUUCACAUUGAUAAAAUGCAACAUUCCCUUAACAUUCACAUAACCAUGAUUUGUUUUUUGUUUUUUUUACUUAACAGAGAACAUUCAGAAAUAAAAUGUUCAUAACUUAAUGGGUAUGUUAGCUAAAUGUUCUGUACGAGAUUUUUGUCCAGAAAACAAAGAGUGUUGAGGACCCCUCAGUCAGAUGAGCUUCCUGAGUGAGCUUCCUGAGUGAGCUUCGUGGAGCGCAUAGACUGAACCUUUACAGUUGCAUUUAUAUUAAUGCUGUUCCAAUCACUGUGGGAUUCUGCUAGUGUUCACAAUCGUUUUGCAUUAUGAUUCGGACAAGGAGACUCCAGCCUUGAAUAUGGCAAAAACCAAUUCAUGCACAUUUGCAUCAAUAUCAUGUACAAAAAUGUAAAAAAAAAAUGGUGGACCCCUCAAUCAGAUGAACUUUCUGAAUCCUGCUAGUGUUCACAAUCAUGUCAGCUUGUGGCUUGGACAAGGAGCUUUGGUUCUAAGCUCAUUUUCAGGUUUGUAGCUGAUGUUUAUGUGUUUGUUCCUCUGAGCUCUGUUUAUUUUCGUCUGAGUCUUAAACUCCCACAAUGAACUGAUCUUUGUUUCUUUGUUACAGAAAAACUAAAGAGGGCUCUUAUUUGAAAAAUAUGUUUGUCGUUUUCUGCGUUCAGGGCUUGAAAGACACUGUGUGCCCUUGAUACUUGCAAUAAUGCCAGCCGAUCACUCACACACUCACAGUCGUACCGUUUACAUGUUCGUGGGAAUGUUCCAGGCUCAAAACAAUCAAAAACUGUGUUUGCAGUGAAACAUUUAUAAUGGAUGUCUAAGAGGCAAGAAUUGCACAGGGUUAAAGCAGAAAUGUAAAACGUAUGUUUAUUAAAGCCUGUAUACUAAAAAAUGCGUGUUAUUUUUAACAGUUAACAGGGAACGUUCUCAGAACAUUCUGGCAAGGGUUUCUCAUAGUUAUGAAUAAAGUUGUUUUUUUCAGUAACACUAAUGGAAUUUUGUCUUAUCAGGUCUUUAUUAAUGUUAUCAAAAUGUUAGCACAAAAAAAAAAUUAUACAUUGGUCAUUUUAUUUAUUUAUUUUAUUUUUCAUAAAGGUUUCAGAAGUUCCGAUAAUAUUUGCAAAAUUCGAAAAUGGGAUGUUCCCUUUAAUGUUCAUAUAACCAAGAAUUAUUAUUUUUUAUUUUUUUUACAUUUCAAAAACUGGAUAUAUUGAACACUCACAGAACAUCAGGAAUAGUGUUCUCAUAACUCUUUGGGAGCAUUAGCACAUAUUCUUAGAACAGAGGUGUCCAAACCUGUUCCUGGAGGGCUACUGUCCUGCAGAGUUUGGCUCCAUCUCCAAUUAAACACACCUGAACCAGCGAAUAAAGGUCUUCACACUUAUUAGAAAUCUCCAGGAAGGUGCGCUGAGGCUGGAUGGAGCUAAACUCAAGGACACUGAUCCUUCUGUCUUAGAAAAUAUUUCUGUUAGCUGGGAGACUUCUGUUCAGAUGAUCUUGAUAUGUGUUAGUGAUGUAAGUGACUUUUACAUGUUCAUAUAACUUUGCACAGACGAGGUGACGUGUUUAACAUUUUUUGUUAAAGUCUUGUUCAAAACAAUGUGUUUUUUGACAUUCAUUCUGAUACGAUGUCUUGCCCCAUACACUUCCAUUGCAAGUUACUGUAAACACAAUCUUUGAAACUGAGGGAAGAGUUGAACUAAUUUUCUGUUAAUGAACAGCUUGACUUGUAUUGAGACCAGAACAUUCCUUUAAAUCGUUUUUUACCUCAGUUCAACCAAACAACUUCAUUUCUCAGACCGUGAAACAUUGAAGCUGAUGGAACAAAAUUGCACGCAGUGUGUUUUCAUGCUUUAUAGCUCAAACUGUCUUAUUUACAUUUGCAAAUGCUCAUGCAAGUUAACACCCCUUCUCAGAUAUGUGAUGUGUGUCCAGAUCAUUCAAUAACAUGUGAUUUAUGUGUGUCUUAUUAUAGUUGCAGAAAUCAGUUUAAAGUCAACAUGAAUCAACACUACCUUCAUUCAUGUUCCUUCUCUCAUUAUAAAUAAUCUUUCAUACUAAUUUUAUAUCAUCUGACUCCCUUCCAUUUGACCAUCUCAUCAAUUUGUAAAUAAAAGUAAUUUUCAAAAUGAACACAAUUAAAUUCAAAAUACACUACUUUUUUUCUAAUCGACUAUGCUGUUUCAUUUGGAAAUGCAUUACAUUACAGAAAGUGCAAUGGGUUGCGAAUGCAUUUCAUGUUGACUUUAAACCUGCUGAAGUUUCUUAAUUUGUGAACUUGUUUGUUUGAUUCAUUUUACACAAAUCCAGUAACUGAAUGAACUCAUGUGAUUCAAUGUUUGUUGCAGUAACUUUUUUCCAAGAUUUCAUCUAUUUACUCAAUGUAAUGCAGUACUGUUUUACCGUCUCAAUGGGAAAUGGCCGUUUCACUGAAAAUACACAGCACUGAUUUUAUAAUUUAUUGUUUGUAUAACUGGUAUGUGAAAAAAAAAAGAAAACACAUGAUGAUUUUUGUAUUUAUUGCUAUGCUCAUUUUGUCAUAUAAAUACUAUUUAACUAGGAAUAUGUGUGAACAGAAUAGUUCCUUUGAAUAUAUUUUCUAGCCAACUUCAUGAAUAUAUAUGUAUAAAACAAAGUGCUAUAUUUAAAAGUUUACCUUUUAUUGAUUCGUUUGUUGCCUCACUGGAGAUGUUUUAGUUUCUAACUAAGUACUCAAAUGCAACCAAUAAAGGGGCCAUUUAAGUUUGUUAACGUAAAUGAGAGCAGAGGGGAUAUGACUAUCAUGACAGACACGUAAAACACAGUUUCUGCUGAACCUCUAUUAAACAUGACACUAACUACAACA